AAAGGAGACGCUUCCAAAGACGAAUAAGCAAAAACUCACUUUCCCCCAAAAAAUUAUAAAAAUAUAAAAAUCCAGAAACAGAGAGACUCUGUUUUCUCAUUUGCAAGAUUCAAACUUUCGAAAUGAGAUUCUGAUCUGUUUCAGAGGUUCUUAAAUGGGUCUCUGCCACUCCAAUUCCCGAAACCCCCACCGAGUUCCCGCCGGAAACAGCCCACUUCCGGCGUCGGAAUCCGUAAAGCCUCCUCCUUUAUCUCCCUCCGGCGACGGCGGAGAAGAUCACUCUGUAACUACCAAUGAGGGCAAAAAGUCUCCCUUUUUCCCUUUCUACAGCCCCAGCCCAGCUCACUCCUUCUUCUCCAAGAAAACUCCGGCGAGAUCUCCGGCGACUAACUCCAACUCCACGCCCAAAAGAUUCUUCAAACGCCCCUUUCCUCCUCCUUCUCCGGCCAAACACAUCAGAGCUGUCCUCGCGAGACGGCACGGCUCCGUGAAGCCGAACUCCUCCGCGGCGAUCCCUGAAGGCGGCGAAGAGGAAGGAGUGGGGUUGGAUAAGAGCUUCGGGUUCAGCAAGAGUUUCUCUAGCAAGUACGAGCUUGGUGAUGAAGUGGGUCGGGGGCAUUUUGGGUAUACUUGUGCUGCUAAGUUUAAGAAAGGUGAUUGCAAAGGACAACAAGUAGCUGUUAAAGUUAUUCCCAAAGCAAAGAUGACUACGGCUAUUGCUAUUGAAGAUGUGAGGAGAGAAGUGAAGAUAUUGAGAGCUUUGUCUGGUCAUGAUAACCUUCCUCAUUUCUAUGAUGCUUAUGAGGAUCAUGAUAAUGUUUAUAUAGUGAUGGAGUUAUGUGAAGGAGGAGAGCUUUUGGAUAGAAUACUCUCAAGAGGUGGGAAGUACACAGAGGAAGAUGCGAAGACUGUUAUGAUACAAAUAUUGAAUGUGGUUGCAUUUUGUCAUCUCCAAGGUGUUGUACACCGAGAUCUUAAACCAGAGAAUUUUCUUUUUACCUCAAAAGAAGACACCUCUCAACUGAAGGCAAUAGAUUUUGGUUUGUCAGAUUACGUGAGACCAGAUGAGAGACUCAAUGACAUUGUUGGCAGUGCAUACUACGUAGCACCUGAAGUACUACAUAGAUCUUAUAGCACAGAAGCUGAUAUCUGGAGUGUUGGUGUGAUUGUGUACAUCCUAUUAUGUGGAAGCAGACCGUUUUGGGCAAGGACGGAGUCAGGAAUCUUUCGUUCUGUUUUAAAAGCAGAUCCGAGUUUUGACGAUCCUCCUUGGCCUUUGUUAUCUUCAGAGGCAAGAGACUUUGUGAAGAGGUUGCUAAAUAAAGACCCGCGUAAAAGAUUAACUGCUGCACAAGCCUUGAGUCAUCCAUGGAUAAAGGAAUCAAAUGACGCAAAGGUUCCAUUGGAUAUUCUUGUUUUCAAACUUAUGAGAGCUUACUUAAGAUCAUCAUCUCUCCGUAAAGCUGCAUUAAGGGCCUUGUCAAAAACACUUACGGUUGAUGAACUGUUUUAUCUGAGGGAGCAGUUUGCUUUACUAGAACCUAGCAAGAACGGAACGAUAAGUCUAGAAAACAUCAAAUCAGCUCUGAUGAAAAUGGCAACAGAUGCAAUGAAGGACUCGCGUAUACCUGAGUUCUUAGCACAACUGAGUGCUCUUCAAUAUAGAAGAAUGGACUUUGAAGAGUUCUGUGCAGCUGCAUUGAGUGUUCACCAGCUAGAAUCUCUUGAUCGAUGGGAACAACACGCUCGUUGUGCUUAUGAGCUUUUUGAAAAGGAGGGAAACAGACCCAUCAUGAUAGAUGAGCUUGCUUCGGAACUUGGUCUUGGUCCUUCUGUACCGGUACAUGCUGUGCUUCAUGAUUGGCUAAGGCACACCGAUGGGAAACUUAGUUUUCUUGGGUUUGUGAAGUUGUUACAUGGUGUGUCUAGCCGUACUAUCAAAGCUCAUUAG
Molecule: messenger RNA, 1951 nt
Organism: Eruca vesicaria subsp. sativa (arugula)
Lineage: Eukaryota; Viridiplantae; Streptophyta; Magnoliopsida; Brassicales; Brassicaceae
Source: the annotation of a GenBank genome assembly